This is a messenger RNA of Naegleria fowleri, 2088 nucleotides long. RefSeq lists its product as uncharacterized. The record is from RefSeq and is a predicted model, not a curated record. The coding region runs from base 1 to 2088 and encodes 695 amino acids. NCBI's taxonomy places the organism in Eukaryota, Heterolobosea, Eutetramitea, Acrasida, Naegleriidae. The transcript has 3 exons.
AUGGGCAAUAUUUCAAGCCAAAAUUCAAUCUUUCUCUCGGACAGAGAUGAAGAACCCAAGCCACCUACCAAUCCGUCGUUUCAUCCCUCAGGAUCACUCUCACCCUCCACGCAAAGCAGAUCGAGAAGGCCACCUCGGGAGGAAAUAUCUCCUGAGAUGGUUGUUUUACAGAAAAUAGAGUCUAGCAAGAUACUCGCCGCAAAGUUACAAAAUCCUAACGACAGAGACAGAUUAGUCCACCAACUUUCUGACGAAACAGAACUCAAGAACAAUUUUCUUAACCUUGACUUUGUUUUACAAUAUUUAGAGAGAGAAAACCUUAGAAAACAACAAGAUGAUUUCUCAAAUAUUGCAGCUUUACGACAACGUUGUACUAGGCGCCAACAGAAUUCAUUGGGCAUUCCUGGAAUUGUAGUGACAUCUGCUCCGAGAGAUUCAGAAGCAUCUGAAUCCACUGGAGAUGCUGUGGACCACAUCAUCGAAGAGGAUGACUCUGAAAAUCCACCUCCCAACUUACCUGAAAGAGUGGAGAAUCCAUCGCUUGCAACCAGAGCCACAAACUUAUAUAGGGCCAUGAGAAGGUCCAUUGGAAGAUCGAUUGGAUCAGAGGCAUCUUCUAGUCAUGACAUUCUCCCAAACGGUUAUGGAACGUCAAUUUUAGAUCCAGUCUUUUCUACUCUUAAUCAUUCUUGUGAUGAAGGAUGCAAUGAAGAACUUCCAGAAGAAGAGCUCCAAGAACAUAACUUGCUGGAUGAAAUUACAUUUAAGGUUAAGCUUAUCCUUGUUGAUACACUCAAGACUGAAGCAUCAAAGAAUGUUAGACAAAUCAUAUCUCCCAUUUUGGCAAAGAUGGACAAACUUCCUAACCAUGGAAUAUUUCACUCUUCUAUAUCAAUAGGUCCUUGGAUUUUGGAGUUUACUGAUUGUGGGUUAUGCAUACCAAGAAAGAUCACUUCCAAGAUGGCCCUUCUUUCGAUAGACAUUGGAGAAAUUAAAGGAUGGACUGCCAUAACAGAAGCUGUAAAUAGAAUCGCUCAUGUUGUGUGCAGAUGGAACACUCAAGUCUCUUAUUCAAGGAACAACGUGAGAAAGGAGUCCAUCAUUUUCUCAAGCCCUUCUUCCCAACUUGCUGUUGAGGGCCAACGAAGAAUUUCAGAUGCCUUUUACGGCUCCUCACUUCCAUCAACACCAGAGCACAGUACUCCAAGUAGUUUGAGCCCACCUCUUGGAGGAAGCGCUACGCUCACGGGUGUUGCACAAAAUUUUGUUGGAUCACUUUCAUCCAACUCGUCAGCCUUAAGUACAAGGCAGAGCGAUCGCUCGUCCUUGUCCUGUUCACAACACCCUAACAAACACGAACAAAAAACUGUUGGAAACUGUCAAGACUUUGUCGAUGAAGUUCUCGAAGCGUUGGAGAUCACACCAGUGUUUUCAGAGUCCAUGCACCAAUUUUUACUCAACCUUAGAAACCGAGGUGACAGCCAUCUUACGAUAAAAUUGGACGAUCCGUUUCUUGAGAAAUUUGGGCUUAAAAACAACGCAUUCAAUAACAUUAAGGAAAUGCUUGGAUCCGCCAAAGCUGCAGAGAAAACCAAUUCUUAUCAUGGAACUCCACCAGUGACCAACGACAAUUCACGAAAAAGAAGCAAGAGUGAUACUCCCAAGUUAUUGAAUCCAGAUCCUCUCUCCACUAUUGAAAUCCAAAAUCACUGUAUGACAUUCCAUACUCACGAACAGCUUGACCUAUUUGUAAAUUUACUGCUUCAAAAAGAUCCUCAAUUCUCUCGAACCAAUCCUCAAACGUACGACUUGCUGAAAGCAUUCGAUCGAGCUUUUUGGAUCAAAUACAAAUCUGCCAUUCUCUCAAAACCCAAUAUGCUUGCAAACAACAAGGUUUUACAGCAAGAAACACAAUUAGAAAUGUUGACGACAGCUCCUCUCAAUAUGCAAUCCAAAGCAGUGGAGUUAGCCAAUAACAUUAUGGUAUGGAAUGGCUAUACCGAUCAAAGAAGAAAACCACAUCAUCAAUGUCUAGGUUGCCCCUUUGGUGAUCCUUUCUGUACCAUGUCAUUCAUUCAUAUCGAGUAA